AUGAACAAUAUAAUAAACAAAAUUGACCCUAAUUUACAAAAGAAAGAAAAGGGUUAUAUAAAUAUUAAUUUCAAUUUUAACGAAACAAAAAACGAUAUGGAAAAAAUAUCUUAUACACAGAAAAAUGAGAUAUCUGAUAAAAUUGUACAUAAUCAAGAUUUAUCAGAUAAUAUUCAUUACAUAAACAAUUAUUUAACUAGCAUUUUUGAUUCUGGAAAACGUAAAGAAUCGUGGGAUAAUCUUUUUUAUAGAACCAAUAUAAUAAAAGAAGAAAAAGAAAUGGAAGAUGAUAAAAAUAGUACAUUAUUAUUACGAGGUCCGACCAAAAAUUAUAAUUUGAACACUGAAUUGAAGCUGGAUGAUACAUAUGAAUUUGAGAUACCUGAACAUGAGAAUGAAAAAAAAAAAUUUGAUUCUAUAAAUAAUACCUUAAAUACAAAACAUUCAGAAAAUAUAGAUAAUGUAGAAAAUAUAGAAAAUAUUAAUAAUAUGGGAAAUGUUCAGAAUGAUGAAUUUUUAUAUAAUGAAUUUAUUUUCAGUGGACAUCCAAAUAUAGAAUUGAAAAAAGCAAAUACAACAGUUGUUAAUAAUUUAAAUAAAGAAGAUGUUUUAAAACAGGGAAUUAUGUAUCAUGAUUUUCAUUCAUUUAAUAACAACAAUUUUGUUGAUGGGUGGUGGUUUAGAAGAAAUCAAGAAAUUGAUAAAAUUCCAAAAAAUGAAUAUUUAGAACAUUCUAUAAAAGACUCAUACGAAAAAACAGAUUAUCCAUUUUUUAAUGAGAAUUAUAUAAAAAAUGAGGGAAAUUAUACAAACCAUACAAUUGAUAAUAUUGUAGAAGAGAAUGAAAAUGACAACAUGCUAUUUUUAUUGAAUGAGAAAAGUAACAUACAAGAAAUUAUAGAUUCAAGCAAUAAAUACAAAAAUAUGAUUCAUAUGAAAAGAGAAAAUAUUUCAAAGAAGGAUCCAAAUGUAUAUGAUAAUUUUCCUACAUAUAAUAAGAAUAUAAUAGACACCAAUUCAAAUAUGAACAUUUCUAAUGGGAAGAAUUUAAAUGAAUCUCAAAAAAUGGACAUGCAAAAUGAAGAUAUAAAACUUAUUCAGUUGAUGAAUAAAAUGUUGCAAGAAAAUGAAAAAACUGAUACCAAUUUUAAGAGUGCUUUUAAUUAUGCCAAUGGUUCUGAAUUGAAUGUAGAUAAUAAAAAGAAGUUGGAUAUGCAAAAUGGGAAAUUAUAUCAGAAUAAUUGUAAUUUAAGUAAUAAUAAUAAUAAUAAUGAUAAUAAUAAUAUGGAUAUACAUCAUAAUAUGGGGGAAUAUAAUAAUGUAGAGAUAUAUAAUACAAAUUUUAAUAUUGAUAAAAGGAAUGGUGAUAUAUUAAAAUACUCUAAUACCGACAUUGUGUGGGAAGAAAAUAUAAAAAUCUUGGAUUCAAUAAGUAGGGAUUAUUCUAAAAAUGCUAUGCAUUGUCCUUCAAACAAUACAGAAAUGAAGCAAAUUUACAAAAAUGAUGAUAAUGGAGGCAACAUAUUAUUGGAGACUUUGAAAAACAAUAUAAAGUUAUUAUUAGAAAAUGAGAAGGAUGAUAAUGUAUUAAGUGAACAUAUUAUACGCACUCUAGAUGAUUAUAAUAAAAAAAAAGACGCUUAUAUGGACAAGAACAAUAGUAGCGAUUAUAAAAAUAAUAACUGUCUUAAUAUGAAUAGUAGAAACAUCCGUAAGGAUUAUAUAUCAAAUGUGAAUUCUAAUAUGAUGAAGGAGAAUAUUACAAAUAUACAACAUGAUAUAGAAUUAAAUCAUAAUUAUGAAGAAAAAAGUAUGAAGAAAAAAGGGAAUGAUAAUAAUAUUUUAUGUAGGGGAAAUAUGUAUGAGAGUUUAAUAUUCCAUAACAAUUCUGAUAAAACGAAUAUGCAUAAUAAUAAUAGUAAUGGUAAUAAUUUGAAGGGUUCCUUGUUAGAUGCUUAUGUUAUUGAUGAUAAAGUACAGCUUAAAAAUAAAAUUUUAGGAAAUCAAAACAAUAUGGAAUAUUUUCCCAAGUGUGCUGAAGAAUGUAUGGAUAUGGAGAAACGUAAAAAAUUGAAACUUGCAGAAUUGUGGAAAUAUAAUUCUGGGGGUGAAAAAAAUGAGACAGUGCUGAAUAUAAAUAAUGUUCAUAUUGAUAAUAAUAAUAAUAAUAAUAAUGGUGAUGGUAGUGUUGUUAUUCUAGGGCAAGAAAAAAAACAUGAACCUAAAAUGGAUAUGUACAAAAGUGGAAAACCUUUUUACGACAUAGAUAAAAGAGCUCAUUUGAAGGAAGAGUACAUUAAAUUAUUAGGAAACGAAAAUGUAUACGAAACAAAAAAAAAAUCCCAUUGUAGUGUUUCUAAACAAACUGAGAAUGUGCCCAAGGUAAGAAAUGCAAAAGGUUACAAUGAUUUAUUUAUGAAAAUACAAAACAUAAAUGAAUUAAAUUUAGACACAUAUUAUAAGGAUGAAGAGAAUAGAUAUACUGAUAGGAAAAAACUAGAAUGUAUGAAUGAAAAUAAGUCUGAAGAAUUUAUAAAAAUAAAAAAAGGGAAUAGUAGCCCUUAUGAUGAAGCUUUUAGUUUUUUGUGUGGAUAUAUAGGAAAAAAUAUUAAUGAGUAUAAGAAAGAUGAUGAUGAUUUUAACAAUAUGGAUAUAUAUAAUAAUAAUAAUAAUAAUAAUAUUAAUAGGAAUAACAAUAUUAAUAAUUAUAGUAAUAAUUAUAGUAAUAAUUAUAAUAAUAAUUAUAGUAAUAGUUAUAGUAAUAGUUAUAGUAAUAAUUAUAGUAAUAAUUAUAGUAAUAAUUAUAGUAAUAAUUAUAAUAAUAAUUAUAAUAAUAAUUAUAAUAAUAAUAAUAAUAAUAAUAAUUAUAGUAAUAAUUAUCGUAAAAAUUAUAUUAAUAACAAUAGUAAUAAUUGUAGUAAUAAUUGUAGUAAUAAUUGUAGUAAUAAUUAUAGUAAUAAUAGUAACAAUAAUUCUUCUUAUUAUCAUCAUUUAAAUGAUUCUAUAAAAAAUGAAGAAAAAAAAGAAGUAAUGUUUGACGAAAAUAUAAAUAAGAAUGAAUCAUGGGGUUUUGAUAAAGACGGGAGUUAUAAGUAUCUAAAAAAUAAUAAGUUUGAAAGCGAGAAAUAUAAUGGAUAUAUAAUUAAAAGAGAGGAAGAAGAUAGUUGUCUUAAAAGUAAGAGUUUGUGUUUUAAUAAAUAUAAAAGGGAACAUGGGAAUUAUCAUAAAGAUAGUGAUCUCUUUUUAUAUAAGAAUGAAUCAGGAUUAGGAAAAAGAGUUGAUAAUAAUAAUAAUAAUAAUAAUACUAAUAAUUAUAAUUGUAGUAGUAGUAGUAGUAGUGCUUUUAAUUUUUCCAGUAGAAAAAAAGACAACCCUUUUCUUUCCUUUCAUAAAGGUGGGAAAGACGCAGAUGAUAAGGAUAGUAUUUCUAAUGUAUCUAGUAUGAACAUGUAUAAAAACAAUACAUUUUUUGUAAAAGGUAGAUAUAGUAAUAAUUAUGAAAAUACGAAAGUUGUCGAACGUGCAAAAGAGGAAAUUUGUAAAGGACGAGAGAAGAAUGGGAAUAAUAAAAAUGAUGUGGAUAAUCAUUUGAAAUAUAAAAGCAUGAUAUCUAAUUUAAAAAUGAAAAAGAAACAAAGUACAGAUAUAAUAAAAGAAUUAAGUAGUGAAGAAGUAAAAUCCUUAUUAACAGUACAAGAUGAAAAUAGUUUGGAGAUAUUAUUAGAAUCUCUUUAUGAAGACAGGAUAUUACCAUUGUUAUUUAAUAUAAAAGGUAGGGCAGAUGAAUAUGAAUAUAGAGAAAUAUUAAGAAAUAAUAUAAAAACAGCAUAUAGUUUAUAUCCAGAGAAAUAUAUAGUAAAACUGAAUGAAAGUGGUGAUGAUUAUAUAAUAUAUUUUACUAACAAGAAAGUAUCAGAGGAUUAUUUUAUGUCUAUAAAUAAUUUAAAGGAUAUAUAUAGUUCAAAUUUAUGGAAGCAAUUUGAAGAGUAUUUAGAGGAAAUAUCUAAAUCAGAGGAUGCAACCUUGUAUACAUUUUCAGGAGGAAGAUAUGGUAUGGCAAAAGAGUUGAAGAAAAGAAAUCUUCCAUUUUUUGAAGGUUUAUUUCUGGGACAGCUGUGUCAUAUUGUUCAUAUAAGUACAAACAAAAAAAUAAUAGCAUAUGAGAACAAUUAUUUAAAACCUAUAUCGCAAUGUCACAAGUAUACAAGUGCAAAGAAGGGUAUUAUAAAUGGAGGUGAAAAGAAUGUAGAAAAUUAUAUAAUGACUAUUACUGAGUUGAGACAUUAUAUGAAUAAGCUUUUGAAAUAUUAUAAGGGAGGUUUUAAUAUAUCAACAUUAAAGAAAAAAUUAAAAAAUAGAUUUAACAAGCAGAUAUGUGAGAGUGUCUUUCAUUGUAUUAAAUUGAUAGAGGUAUUACAGUUGGAGGAAUUAAAGGAUAUAUGUGUUGUUGACAUGGAAACUAAAAUAGUGAAGAGUGUCACUGAUUCAAUGUAG
Messenger RNA from Plasmodium reichenowi, 4494 nucleotides. RefSeq lists its product as hypothetical. Bases 1 to 4494 code for a protein of 1497 amino acids. NCBI's taxonomy places the organism in Eukaryota, Apicomplexa, Aconoidasida, Haemosporida, Plasmodiidae. The transcript has a single exon. The record is from RefSeq and is a predicted model, not a curated record.